Sesamum indicum (sesame) is the source of this 2755-nucleotide messenger RNA. Its product is annotated as Glycosyl hydrolase family 47 protein. The record is from RefSeq and is a predicted model, not a curated record. Lineage: Eukaryota; Viridiplantae; Streptophyta; Magnoliopsida; Lamiales; Pedaliaceae. Gene Ontology annotation, cellular component: endoplasmic reticulum; membrane. Gene Ontology annotation, molecular function: calcium ion binding; mannosyl-oligosaccharide 1,2-alpha-mannosidase activity. Gene Ontology annotation, biological process: mannose trimming involved in glycoprotein ERAD pathway; endoplasmic reticulum mannose trimming; carbohydrate metabolic process.
CGCAUUGAUUGUGAUAUCUGAGCUUGAAGGAGAACAACCAGUGGUUAUGUAGUAUCUGUUUGUUCAUGGCUGGGAACUGAAGGUUGAUAGCAGAGGACAAUUUUUCAAGGCAAAAUAAGGCUUUUUUGAUCAAAUUUAGAUAUCGCAAUCUCUCUGUCUCUCACUCACACGGACACGCUUACUGCGAGGGAUCUAUGGGUGCUCCGAAGAAGCCUCUGUUGCUAAUUCUGCUAAUAUUUUCGGACUAUUUUGUAUGCGAGAUUCUGGCAGAAGGAGUCACUAAGGGAGAAGCCAAGCAGCUCAGAGAUGAGGUGCGUGAAAUGUUCUAUCAUGCAUUUGAUGGAUACAUGAAGCACGCAUUUCCACGAGAUGAAUUGAAACCCUUAUCAUGCGGAGGGGAAGACACACUUGGAGGAUAUGCAUUAACAUUGAUUGAUUCGUUGGACACACUGGCUUUGCUUGGUGAUAGAGAGCGCUUCACUGUAUCUGUUGAAUGGAUUGGUAAAAAUCUUCGAUUUGAUAUUAACAAGACAGUAUCUGUCUUUGAAACUACAAUAAGAGUACUUGGAGGCUUACUUUCUGCUCAUCUCAUUGCGAGCGAUUAUAACACGGGCAUGAGGAUACCCUCAUAUGAUGAUGAGUUACUUCACCUGGCAGAGGAUUUAGCUCGUAGAAUGUUACCUGCAUUCGAUACUCCUACAGGAAUUCCUUUUGGGUCAGUCAAUCUAAUGCAUGGAGUAGAUGAAAAUGAAAGCAAGAUAACAUCAACAGCUGGUGGUGGGACCCUAACAUUGGAAUUUGGUGUUCUUAGCCGCUUGACAAAUGAUCCCAUUUUUGAACAAGUGACAAAGAACGCAGUUCGAGGACUAUGGGCUCGCCGUUCGAGGAUUAACCUAGUUGGUGCUCAUAUAGAUGUUUUUACUGGUGAAUGGACUCAAAAGGAUGCUGGAAUAGGAACCAGUAUAGACUCUUUCUAUGAGUAUCUACUAAAGGCUUAUUUAUUGUUUGGUGAUGAAGAGUAUCUUUUCAUAUUCCAAGAAGCUUAUAGGGCAGCAAUGCUCUAUCUUUAUAAUGAUCCUUGGUAUGUGGAGGUAAACAUGAAUUCUGCCGCCCUUGUUUGGCCAUUGUUUAAUAGCCUGCAAGCAUUCUGGCCUGGCCUUCAGGUUCUUGCUGGGGAUAUUGAGCCUGCAAUCAGAACUCAUGCUGCCUUCUUUAGCGUCUGGAAACGAUAUGGUUUCACUCCAGAGGGUUUCAAUCUGGCCACUUUCAAUGUUCAGCAAGGUCAGAAAAGCUAUCCACUACGUCCAGAAUUAAUAGAAAGCACAUAUUGGCUGUACAAAGCUACACGAAACCCCAGAUUUCUUGAUGCCGGCCGAGACAUGCUUGCAAGCUUGCAGUAUGGGGCUCGAUGCACUUGUGGAUAUUGUCAUAUAUCAGAUGUAGAGUUUCACCAGCAGGAAGAUCACAUGGAAAGCUUCUUUCUGGCUGAGACUGUCAAAUACUUGUGGUUGCUAUUUGAUUUGGCUGCUGGUCCAGAUAAUUUGGUUGAGAAUGGCCCAUACAAAUACACCUUUAGCACUGAAGGGCACUUACUUCCUGCGACUCCACAAAUCUCUUUAGUGAGUGAACAUUGUUCAUACCUUGGAGCAUACUGCAAAAGCAGCAACCUGAGGCAAGAAACAUACUCUUCAGACAGUGUAAGGGACUCUACGGACACAAAUACCUCAGAAUCUUUUACAGACACAGCUUCCACUAAUUCUCUAUCAGGAUCCAGUUUUCGAAAGUCAUCUCCCUCAGGAUUGAUUAAGGGGUUCUGUCCAGCACUAAGUCAUGGGCAGAGGUAUGGCAUAUCAUAUGUCGCCUCAGAAGGUAGUCUUGAGGAGGAGUCAUCAAGCGCGACUCAGGUUGCUGUUGUUCAAGAUUCACCCGUUUACAGUUCCGACUCUCCACCAUCUGAUGUUGAUGAGGAUCCUGAUCAUUGUAAGGAACCCAAAGAGGAUCACGGGGUACCUCUGCUGCAAAUUGAAGCUCCACGAAUUGUUAAUGAAACACAUGGAGAUGUGAUUGAAGGCUAACUUCAAACUCUUGAGAGCUAUUCAUUCUUGCGAGAGAAAGGCAAAUGAUUGACUAUUUUGAAGAUUCUAAUUUAAGCCAAACGGCGAGAUUAAUUGCGGGCUUCUUCAGGAGCUUCACUGGUGGGGUUUCCUUGCUAUUUGCCAAAGGACUCCAUUCAAAGGGUGGAGAAGUUGUCAAGGAAAAUGCCUCAAUCUCAGGUGGACAUUAACACACACUUAACCGCCCCUUGUAGUUCUAAUUAAGAACAUGUUACAGUGUGUACCAUAGUCGCUUUUACAGUUAGUUAGGAUUCUUGUUGACAUUACGAGCUUAUAAAAGCUCAUGGACUGCAGAUAGAAAAGAUCACGACAGUUUGGCAACUAACCUGUCCAAGUCCUGUUUGAGGGUGAUGCUUAGUUGCUUCUUAUUAAAGUUUCAAUGAGUUCCCAAGCAAGGAUGGAAUGGGGUUGGCAGACUUUGGUACAACAUAUGCAGAUUGAGUGAAAAGGUGAAUGACUUGGAUAUCUUGUCUUGCUUCUGAGAGGGCCUUUUCUUUUGUAAGAUUUAAUGGUUCAUUCUUUAAUAUUAGAUGAUAGAAUAUCUCCAAAUUAUGGCUUUUAGUUAGUAUGUUGAAUUGAAGUCAAUUGUUUAUUUAAUCUACUUCAAUCGUUUAUUUAAUCUAAUUUAAUUCUUCGGUUUA